Xenopus laevis (African clawed frog) is the source of this 2201-nucleotide messenger RNA. It is a transcript of the gene zranb2.L, whose product is annotated as zinc finger RANBP2-type containing 2 L homeolog. NCBI's taxonomy places the organism in Eukaryota, Metazoa, Chordata, Amphibia, Anura, Pipidae. The transcript is spliced from 11 exons. Gene Ontology annotation, cellular component: nucleus. Gene Ontology annotation, molecular function: lipopolysaccharide binding; RNA binding. Bases 198 to 1241 code for a protein of 347 amino acids. The record is from RefSeq and is a predicted model, not a curated record. Gene Ontology annotation, biological process: RNA processing.
AUAUUGUCCAACCCGGCACAUUGGCAACUACUACACACCUACUUCCUGUUUUUUCGUAGAAUUACUUAGCCUACGCAACUUCCUGCUGUUCCUUCCACGCCGCAAUAUUGAAGACGAGGCUUGAGAGUUCUAAGGUGUCCAAGCAUAGGCGCCUUAGCGCUGGGUCCUGCCUUAGAGAGGGCACUGUGGCUGCCAAGAUGUCGACGAAGAAUUUUCGUGUUAGCGAUGGUGACUGGAUCUGUCCGGAUAAAAAGUGUGGGAAUGUAAACUUUGCCAGACGAACCAGUUGCAACAGAUGUGGGCGAGAAAAAACAACUGAAGCUAAAAUGAUGAAAGCUGGUGGAACUGAAAUAGGAAAAACCUUAGCCGAGAAAAGCCGUGGAUUGUUUAGUGCUAAUGACUGGCAAUGCAAAACAUGCGGGAAUGUAAAUUGGGCCAGAAGAUCAGAAUGUAAUAUGUGCAAUACACCAAAGUAUGCAAAACUAGAGGAAAGAACAGGUUAUGGAGGAGGUUUCAAUGAACGUGAAAAUGUAGAAUAUAUAGAACGCGAGGAAUCUGAUGGAGAGUAUGAUGAGUUUGGCCGGAAAAAGAAAAAAUAUAGAGGAAAACCCCCUGGACCCACCAAACCAGUUAUAAAGGGUGAUAAAAAAGAAUCAGAAGGUGAAGCAGAGGAAGAAGAGGAUGAAGAUCUUUCAAAGUAUAAACUUGAUGAUGAUGAAGAGGAGGAGGAGAAGAAGAAGGAGGAGGAUGAUGAUGAUGAGGAGGAGGAGGAGGAUGAUGAUGAUGGUGAUCUGUCAAAAUAUAACCUUGCGAGUGAAGAUGAAGAUGAUACUAAAACGAAGAAAUCCACACGUAGCAGUAGAUCAAAAUCCCGAUCUCAUUCCCGAUCUUCACACUCCUCUUCCCAUACAAGCUCAAGGUCUAGGUCCAGAUCCCGGUCAAGAAGUUCUUCCAGUUCCAGAUCAGGAUCAAGUUCAAGAGACCACUCUAGAUCUCCUGGGUCGAAAUCAAGAUCCAGCUCCAGAUCUCACAGGGGAUCUUCAUCCCCAAGAAAAAGAUCUUACGCAAGCUCUCGAUCAUCUUCAUCUCCAGAGAGGGGCAAGAAGAGAAGUCGCUCUAGAUCCUCAUCUGGUGAUCGCAAAAAAAAGAGAUCAAGAUCACGGUCAACAGAAAGACGCCGUGGGUCAUCAUCUGGAUCAUCUCACUCUGGCUCGCGUUCAUCAAGUUCCAAAAAGAAAUAAAAUUAUUUUUAGGAACAAUCGCUAUCCCAGUGCAUUGCAUGAGGCAGACUUUAAAAUCAUAUACAUCAAAAUGAGAACUAAUAAAGAAGAUCCAGUAAUAUUAGAGAUGCAUGUCUUCGUGCUUCUCCAAUUACACCAUUAGUGAGGUCCUAAUUUAAAAUUAGCAUUUUAAGCCGUAAGACAAAGAAACUUUAAAUAUUAUCAUUAAUUCUUAGAAUAAUCUUUGUCUCUUUUAACACUGCAAUGAAUGUGUGGUGUUUUUUUUUUUUUAACGAGUAAUAAGCCUUUGAGCUAGUUUCUUGGAAUGUUGGCCAUUUUUAACAAAUUUAUACACAUUUCCAUUACUUUUGCGAUGGAAGAAAUUGUUUGAUCAUCAUCACCCCAUUCUUAUGGCUUAAAAUGCAGAGUAUUACAAAAUAAAUCUUAUUUGUGUUAGAGAAAAAUGUUUCUUCAUUGGUAUUACAAGGUAAGUAUUAGUUAUUGGAAGUAAUUAUCGCAUAUCUAAAAUGCUGCAACUAGUGAACCUCUUUGCUGAGAAUUUAACAACCGUAGUUAAAUGCAAUUCGAACUAUUAAACAACCGAAACAACGAUUCGGGUUCAAAUUGGCUUCGCUUUCAAGUCUCUAUUCAUCGGCUUACUUAAUGAGAAAUGUCUUUAGUUCUGUACUUCAUUUUUUCCUGAAUGUACUGUUUUUCAAACUGUAAUCGUAAUUGUGCCUAUUGCAGUUUCAAAGUUAGUAUUUCAAUAUUGCGUAACUUCUUAACCACAUGUUAGAAGUUAGUCUGUUCUUAGUAUAUAACUCUGUUCUGACAAGGUGAGAUUUUUUUUUUUAUCAUUUAGCAGUAAGCAAAUAGAGCAUUUGUUCUGAAACAAAUUAUUUUUGUUGGGCUUAGAUAAAAAUAGUACAGUUUAGAGGACUUACUGUAGUUAUGUGCAAAUAAAAACUGACCUGUGCAAUU